AAAACAAAUUAUUGAACUUAUUUAUUUGUCAGCUUGAAAUAGCUUCUAUAAUAUAAAAUUAGUAUCAACUCUAUAAUGUCCUUCAUUCAUAUAUAGCUUUCUAUUCUUGUAUCAAAUCCAAUUUCACAUCCAAACCCGUGACCAUAUAUCAUAAUGCAACUCUUCUAAGUUGAAUUAUCAAAAACUGAUUAAUUUCUGCUUCUGAUUUUUGAUCCAGAAUGAGUUCUCAUAUGGAAAUUUCAUCAAUCAGAGGGUUACCUGAAUUGGGAUUAAUAGAGGAUGCUAACUUUCUACAUCAAUGGAAUAAUCACUUAAGUUCUAUUGAUACAAAUAACUUAAGUGCUUCUGAGUUUGGAGAUGCUUUACAGAAACAUUUUCUGUCAAAUAAUCAAAACUUCAACAACAAAACAUGCAUGGAAGCUUCUGCGAAACAGCUUAAAAAUAACAGCUGGAAUUACAACAAUAGUAAUCUUCAAACAUCAGAGUCACAGUAUGCGAAUCUUCUUUCGUUUGCUGAUUCGAAUUACGCGAAUCAGUUGGGACUAUUGAAGCCGAAGUCUGAGAUGAUGGCGUGUCCGAAAAUCGAUAAUAGUAGUAGUACUACUAUUGCGAAUAUGUUGAUGAAUCAAGGUAACUUGUUGGAGAAUCAUGAAAACCAUGUGUUUAAGGCUUUUCAUGAGGCGAAAGAUGUUGAGACGAGACCGAGUAAACUUUCUCAAGCUCAUGAUCACAUUGUAGCUGAAAGGAAGCGCCGCGAGAAGCUUAGCCAGCGGUUCAUCGCUCUAUCGGCUCUUGUUCCAAACCUAAAGAAGAUGGACAAAGCUUCUGUUCUUGGAGAAGCUAUAAGGUACUUGAAGCAAAUGGAAGAGAAAGUGAGUGUUCUUGAGGAGGAACAGAAGAGGAAGAAAACUGUGGAAUCUGUUGUAAUUGUCAAGAAAUCUAAACUUUCUUAUGAUGCUGAAGACACUUGUUCAGAGAGUGAUAAUACAUUUGAUGAAACAUUACCUGAAAUUGAAGCAAGAUUUUGUGAAAGAAGUGUUCUCAUAAGACUUCAUUGUUUGAAAAGUCAAGGAGUUAUAGAGAAAACAGUGAGUGAAAUUGAAAAACUUCAUCUAAAAGUCAUCAAUAGCAGUGCCUUGACUUUUGGGAAUUUCACCCUUGAUAUCACCAUUAUUGCUCAGAUGGAUGUUGGAUUUUGCAUGACAUUGAAGGAACUUGUGAGAAAGCUACGAUCAGCAUAUUCAUCUUUCAUGUGAACAAGUUUCAUAAUUUGUUCACUACUACAAUCAAACCAUAAAGCACUUAAAUUUUAAGCUCUUCAUCAAUAAUAAUCACGUUUGCAGUCAUUAAAUCAUUUUCAUAAAAAAAUGUUUGCUCUAAAGGUUCAUUUUGCAGAAGGGUUUUUUAGUCUUUUUUGCAUGGUCAAAUUGUUCACCAUGUUAUCAUCAUGACAUCAUGUACCCUUUUGUUUCAAGAAUGUAGGGCUUUUUUUUGGGGUAAAAUUGAAAGUUUCAAUUAGACCCAUUUACGUCAAUUAGCUUAAUAUGUUGACAAAACAUGUCUUUAUUUGUAAUCUUUUUAUUUAUUUUAUAGUUGAUAGUAAUGGAUCCAUUAUUUAUAAUAUCUUUU
This is a messenger RNA of Vicia villosa (hairy vetch), 1629 nucleotides long. Its product is annotated as transcription factor bHLH19-like. Lineage: Eukaryota; Viridiplantae; Streptophyta; Magnoliopsida; Fabales; Fabaceae. The record is from RefSeq and is a predicted model, not a curated record. Bases 219 to 1256 code for a protein of 345 amino acids. Gene Ontology annotation, molecular function: protein dimerization activity. The transcript is spliced from 4 exons.